Messenger RNA from Lodderomyces parapsilosis, 1725 nucleotides. RefSeq lists its product as uncharacterized. Lineage: Eukaryota; Fungi; Ascomycota; Pichiomycetes; Serinales; Debaryomycetaceae. Gene Ontology annotation, molecular function: transcription cis-regulatory region binding; DNA-binding transcription factor activity. The transcript has a single exon. Gene Ontology annotation, cellular component: nucleus. The coding region runs from base 1 to 1725 and encodes 574 amino acids. Gene Ontology annotation, biological process: positive regulation of transcription by RNA polymerase II. The record is from RefSeq and is a predicted model, not a curated record.
AUGGGCCCUCAAAAUCCUGGUAAAAAGAUGAAGUGGGACAAUGCCUUCCUUGAAGAGAGUGGUAACGAAGUUGCACCUUCUAAAGAGAAUAACACCACACAAAAGGGGAAAAGCAGUUUUCAGAACGUAAACGAAGAUUUGGUAUCCACCCAAAUUCAGCACGACCCCAAUGGUACCACCCAAAUUCAGCACGACCCCAAUGGCACCACCCAUCUGAUUGAUUCAGUUAGCCCUUCCUCACUAUGGUCAGGAGAUCUUUACAAUGGUGAAGAUCUCAACUUGUUGGCAACCGAUUUGAACAAUCUUGUCAAUGACCUUAUGUUCAACACAAAAAUGGCCCCAGUGGCAGGUAAUGUUCAAGAGUUUGCUGAUCCUGAGGCAGAAGUAACGUCUUGUUUGUACGAUUUGCCUGAAAUUGUUCCUGAGGGCUAUAUGAUUGGAAAAACAGAUGACGAAAGGCGAUACAUGAGGCAGUUUUGUGAGCGAUUCACCCUUCAAAAAUUGCCCUUUGGUGUUGAUAAUCGUAACCCUGGUUCUUACAGAAACGCCAUUAGAGAAGUUGUUAUGCAGCAUGCAGUGAAAGAGCCAUUUUUGCUUGCAGCGGUACUAUCACAGGGAGCGUAUUCAGCUUCGGAAUUUCCGAUCAAUGAAAAACAGCGCCAGCAUGAUUUGGAAAAUUGUGGGAAAUAUUUGACAAACUGCUUACAAUUGUUGGUGCCUGCAUUAAGUCAGACUCAUAAAAAACAAGUGAAGGGAGAUUUAACAUCCAAUAUUGAAAAUAUAUUACUCACGGUUCUAUCAAUCGCGAUGUCUAAUGCGUGUAAUGAGAAGCAAGGUUGGCGACCACACUUGGAAGGGGCAAAAGAAAUCAUCAUGAAGGCUACCAAUAGCAAAAUACGACUGUCCCCCACAUUAAUUGUAUGUAAAUUAUGGUUUGCGGAUUUUGAGAUCUUAGCAGGAUUGAGCUCCGAAUUAGGUGGUACUCUUCGAACAAAAGAGCAAAUGGACUUGGUGUUCAACUUUGAUCCUUACGAGCAACUGGUUUUAAAGGAUUAUGGGUUGAUACAAGACAAUGGCUUCUGUGUCGUUACAGGAUAUCAUAUCGGAUGUCUCGAAUAUUUAAGAGAACUUUGUGAUUUACUACGACGAAAAAAACGCAACUCUAAUGAGCAGUCCGAUCCGUUCGAGUACAUGCAUUUGAUCAGCGGUUUGUACACCCAGUAUCAGAUUCGGUUUGCUCGUGUGGAAACAACACCCGAUGGCCCGGUGUUGCGGGGCCCCUUGUGCGAUAAAGUACUAAAGUCAGAUGGCAAGUUUGAAACUGUAUCUUGGAUGGAUCUUUCACAGCAGGCGUUUACGUUAGCUGGGUUGAUUACUGUCUUCACGCGAUUGUUAAACAAUCCUUACGACGCAACACACUUGAAGGGGCUAGUCACAAAAGUGGUUGAUUUGAUCAAAGUGUUUCAAAAUUGUAAACCGGUCGAUAGUACACGGUUUCCGGUUGCAUUUCUGAUGAUACAAUGGCCAAUAUCAGUUGCAGGGUGGGCAUGUACUGAACCACUGCAGUAUUCUGUUAUUGAAAACUUUUUCGAAAUGUGUUCCCAAACGGGAUCAAAUAGUGCAAAUAUGGCUCUAGAACGUAUCAAAAAAGUUUGGGAGCUACGAGAUACAGGAGAGACUGUAGAUGGCGUUGAUGGAGUAAAGGUGGAUAUCAUAUCGUACUGA